This is a messenger RNA of Patella vulgata (common limpet), 4774 nucleotides long. Its product is annotated as CCR4-NOT transcription complex subunit 2. Bases 145 to 1758 code for a protein of 537 amino acids. The transcript is spliced from 17 exons. Gene Ontology annotation, cellular component: P-body; CCR4-NOT core complex. The record is from RefSeq and is a predicted model, not a curated record. Lineage: Eukaryota; Metazoa; Mollusca; Gastropoda; Patellidae. Gene Ontology annotation, biological process: regulation of stem cell population maintenance; regulation of DNA-templated transcription; nuclear-transcribed mRNA poly(A) tail shortening.
CGUUGAAGAGUUCCAAUUCAAUAUGGAGAACAAGAAAGAAAAAAGAAGAUGAAAUUAGUUCGAAAAUGUCAUAAUUCGGCGUUUUUCAUUUAUCAUUUCGAUUCAUUUUAUUAGAUAUUUGUUAGGUAAAAGUUUUCGUGUAGAAUGGCUUUUUCUGCUAGUAACAGUAAUAUAUCCGGCCAGCUGGCCAAUGAUGCUAUGUCCUGGAACAGCCAAUACAACAUGACAAGAAUGAAUAAAAAUGAAAGUCUGCCUGCUGCUGCCAGAAAGGCAAAUGUUGGUGGAAUGCAGAUGCCACUUCCCCAACGCUCAAGAAAAACAGGUUUAUUUGGUGAAGAUAACGAUGACAAUGAAACUAGUUUAUAUUUUAAUCAGACCAUGUUUCGUCCCGACAGGGAGAUGAUGACAUCACAGUCGCCGUCAUCACAGUUGUCAUCAACGGGAGGAGGAGGAGGAGGGGGAGGAGGAGGAGGUGGUUUCAGUGGUAAUUUUUACAAUCCUGCGUUACCGUUACAACAGCGUGCUAUAGGUGGAGGGGGUUUCCCUCGUAAUACUUCUGGUCACAUGACACCAACAAGUUUAAAUCCUAAUUUUCCCAUCGGAAUGCCCCAACAACAGCAUUCUCCUAAUAGUGCUAUUACUGCGAUUGGUCCAAGAAGUGUUCUCGGUCAAAAUGCAGCAAAACAACCAAUGAACAAUUUACGCUUACCAAAUAUAUCUUUACCUUCAAAUUUCGGCAGUACUGGUGGUCAUGGACUACAGAGUUUAAAUAGCUUUGGUUUACAGGGUCGUCCAGAAAAUGUUUAUCUUUCGGAUUUAUCUGAAUUUCCUUCGUUAAGUAACAGAAAUUCUAUCCCAUCCAAUCCGAUGCCUCCACCAAGAAACUAUGUAGGUAUGAUAAGUAAACCUGUACAAGAGGCAGCACCAGAGUUUAAUAUUACACAAGAAGAAUUUCCGGCGUUACCUGGUUCUCAGAUAGCAUCAACAUCAUCUACUGGUGAAUUAUCAAAUAAAUCUCAGUUACCUACGACUGGUUUAUACGACCAGUUAACAGGUAAAGGAGACACAAGCAAAUUUUUAGGUGAAAAAACUCAGCCGUCACAAAUACCAAAACGUGGGAUACAGACGCAUCCUGAUGGUACGAUAUCUAAUAUUCCCCCGGGUAUGGUGACAGAUCAGUUUGGUAUUGUGGGAUUGUUAUCGUUUAUCCGAGCAACAGAAACCAAUCAACAUUUAGUUCCCGCUUUAAUACCUGGGAUAGAUUUAACAACACUUGGUCUUAAUUUAAAUUCUCCUGAAAUUUUGUACAGUACGUUUCAAUCUCCGUGGGCCGAAGCCCCUUGUCGACCUCAAGAUAUAGAUUUUCAUGUUCCAUCUGAAUAUAUAACUAAUAUAUUUAUACGAGAAAAGUUAGCACCAAUCAAAUUAAAUCGUUAUGGUGAAGAUUUGUUGUUUUUUCUCUUCUAUAUGAGCGGUGGUGACGUUCUACAGUUAGCAGCGGCAGCAGAAUUACAUACGAGAGAUUGGCGAUAUCAUAAAGAAGAAAGAACAUGGAUGACCAGGGCUCCAGGGAUGGAAGCCGUCGUCAAAACAAACACUUAUGAACGAGGCACUUAUUAUUUUUUUGAUGCACAAAAAUGGAGGAAAGUAGCGCGGGAGUUUCACUUAGAGUACGACAAGUUAGAGGAACGACCUUCUCUUCCCCCAACCCUUCAUCAUAACCCUAACAACCCAAAUCAACCAAUCGUAGCACACUAGUUUCUCUUCCAGCACCUCCCAAUUUCAACACUCGAUACUUAUAUAUGUCAACAACUUUCUUUUUUAUUGUACUUGACAAGGAGUAGGGUCACCUGUCCAACCUCGUGGGUUUUCUUCAGGUUUUCCGGUUUCCUCCCACUGCUAAAGACACCUACGCGCAAGCGAAUUAUUGAAAUAAAAAAAUUAAACCAUAUGUUAGUCCUGAAAUGACCUAGUUUGUGUCGAGUGGACAUUAAACCCCAUUUCUCUCUCUCUCUCUCUCUCUCUCUCUCUCUCUGCAAGGUAAAAAUCUUUUGACUAUUACAAAUUAUGGUUGAAUAGAUAAUUCAAAUAUUGGGAUAUAACAGAUUUUACUUUAAAGGAUCUGCUUGCUCUGUUGUUCGUGCUUUUCUCAUCACUAAUGGAUCAAAACAAAUCAACAAUUAACUGUUGAAAGAGGUCUGUGCCUUCACUGAUCUUAUAAACCUGUAACGGUAAAUCUCUUUGAUCUUUGGGGUAUAUUCUAUGCCCGGAAUAACUUGCGGUCUGAAAGUCGGGGGAGGUUAUGGAUACAUACAGGGAAAUUUGGGGUUAUUCUUAUGAAAGUUUUUCUUUCAUCUUGCGUACAUGUAAACAGAUGGUUUAUAAGCAAGAUAAAGUCCUCGACUUCGGUUAUGCCGGGGAAGAAAGACUUCAGAAAAAACCCUCGACAGAAAAAACUCGGAUUUUCUUUCUCUCGGGUUAUUCUCUUCAGUCUUUCUUUCCCCAGCAUAAUCGAAGUCGAGGACUGUAUCCUACACUUAAAGCAUGGUAAUUCCUCGAAUACAAGAUAUUAGUUUUUGAGUUUUUUUCUUAUGUUCUUUCAAAUUGAAAAGCUAAAAUUAUGUUGGAUAUUUUCUUGGUGACACCCCUCCCCCUCUCCACCCAAGUCACCAGAAAUAUUUAACUUUUAUAUUCCUAGCAUAUUGUUUUGUUAUAUUUUCUAAUUUUCAACUAGAAAUAUUGUUGUGUUUCACUACAUGCUUCACUAUUCUGGGGUUUUCCAAUCUUUUUGUAUGAAUAAUGAAUAUGGUAUAUUUAUAUAUAAAUUUUCCGGUCUUUUUAAAAAAAGGGGGGUUGGAUGGCCAAAUGGUUAGCAUGUGCGCACUGUAUCAUAAGGUCUGUCAUUGAGUCAUCUGAUGUGGUUUCGAAUCCCCGGUUGUACGUGACAAGCAGUGGGGUCACCUGUCCAACCUCGUGGGUUUUCUCCGGGUCCUCCAGUUUCCUUACACUGCUACAGAUCCCUACGCACAAAAAAAAUGAUUGAAAUAAAAUUUGAACAUGUUAAUCGCGAAAUGACCUAGUUUGUGUUGAGUGGAUGUUAAACCCCAUCUAUCUUUCUCUCUCUGGUCAAGUCAGUUGAACAAUAUCGACUUGAAAAAGGAAAAAAAUAAAAAUUGAAGGAAAGCGAGUUUUAAAUCGGGUAGUGAACUAUAUAUGAUAUAAGAUAAAAACAGAGCCAGAUUAAGACUAUAGGGCUACUAGUACUGUGUAGCCCCUAGAAAGACAGAGUUAUAUGUUCUGUAUCCAGUACCUGCUUUCACAAAGCAUUCUCAGACUUAAGUUAAGAAUUUACUCAACUUUCAAUCACUGUUAAUGACAAAUAUCUUUGAUCCAGAAACACAAAACUUUGCACAUAGUUUCUUAUUGAUGUAUUUGGUAAGUUUUAUAAAGGAAUAUAUAUUUUAGUUACAAUAAGAUUAAGUUUGAGUAUAUUCUUAAUUCAAGUCUGAGAAUGCUUUGUAAUUUGUACCCAACGACAACCUUUGUUUUUGCCAUUGUACGUUUACUACAAAUAUAUAUAGGGUAUAUUAAAGUUGUAUUAUGUAAUAGUUCAAAAUUAGAUAAUCAGAAAUUAAUAUAUUGAAAAUUUCAUUCAAAUACUUUAUUCUGAGCGAUGUUAUGUUUGAAUUUUUGACAAGAUGUAGCGUAUAUUUUUUAUUAUAGUAAUAAUGAUACUUGACAAUCAAGACUAAGUUUAUUUUAUCGUUAAAUUAUUAAAUCUCGCAGGUGCUCUAUUCCAUUUAAAUCUCGGCCAUCCGAUGCGUAGAGAGUUGAUUAUAGUCUUAUCAUGUGAAUAAAUGUUUUAACACAUAUCUGCACAAUAGGCAGAUUUAGCUCUUACGUAAUGUGUCUUUAAUUGAACCCCUAUUUUUUAAAUAGAUAAUUUAAAGUAUGGGUACUCAUACCUUGAUUCAGUAUUCACAAAUUAAAUAACUUUUCAGUUAGUCUUUGGAUGCCCACCCAACUGACGAGGACCAUGGGCAUAUUCAUGGUCGGACGAUUUAGGACGUUUGGAAAAUAGUGUCGGACAUGUCCGAAAUCCCAUCACUGUUCUAAAGCCCAUGCCUUAAUCUGGUUCUGCAUAAAUAUUAGAGUAUAUUUGGUGCAAAUUGAAGAGGAAGUAUUAUAUAUAUUAUGUGUGUAUAUUGAUGAAGACGAACCACUAGAUUACGGCCAAACCAAAUUAAACUAUAGUUCUUUGUGGCCUUGAUAAAUAUAUUAAUGAAUAGCCACUUGAGUCCAGACCCCCACCCCCAUGCUGGAGCAGAGAAUUUUUUUUCCACAUAAAUUCAUGGAAAUAACGCUGUUUUGGCUCAUCACUCCAUUGUAAUCAUGAGCAGAAAUGUUGUAUCAAAGCUGCUGAUUUUAUUAAAUUUGUGGGUAGUUCCCCACAACCUAACACCAAACUUGAUGUCUCCGCCUUGGAUCCCCCCCCACCCCGUCCUCAAAUUCCCGGACACGGCUCUGUGAUAUGGAAUACAAGUUACUCAAAAGUUUACAUCUGGUGACGUUUGGAUGAGGGUUUUCUGGUCGUCAUCAAACAAAGAAUGACACUUGAGUUCCCGUGAACAAUUUCAGUCUUUGGAACUAAAAUUCAUUGAAAAGAUAAAACAAGUAUUUUUCCCCAUGGAACAAAGGUUUAAAUUGGGUUGGCCUAUGUGGUAUUAUAGCAUUGUAAAUAAAGCAUACUUCAUGAUAUAAAACUUAUAUAAUA